AUGAGCAGGCCUUCGGAGAAUGCAUCGAAGCUGCAAACUACAACCUCACCAAUCCGGCCCUACCACGCUUCUAGCGUCGCAGAACGCUGCUGGCUGGAGCUGGAGUCGCUUCGGCACAAAGCAAACCGCCUCACCAAAGAGUCCCAGGAGGAAACCAUCAGAGUGCUGAAGGCCUUUCGUAUUGAUGUCGAUACCUUGAAGAAGAACCAGGAGGACGAGGCGCCAAAGAAGAUUCACCAAAGACUGCUGAUGUCUUUCUACGGCUCAGGGGAAGAAGUGGCGGACGACUCGGAUGACGGUAUGGACGACGAAGAGGGGCAGGUUCUCCGCGAUAUGGGGUUCCGCACCGACAGCAGCAGCGACAGCGACAGCGAUGCUGAGGAGAACGAGGGGGGGGUGGAAGGCGGCGGUGGGAAGGAGGAAGGCGACGGUGAGAAGGACAACGACCGGGAUGCUGCCGCUGCUGCUGGGAUUAACAAAAUGGACGUAGACGACCACGACGGCAAGAAGCUUGCCGGCACCGAUAAUCCAAGGCCGGCGAUAGCACACAACAAGGAAGAAGCCGUGCAGCCUGGCUCGAUGGCGCUGCGUCCAAAGUCGGCGACCAGCCCACGGAAAGCUACAUGA
Saxophila tyrrhenica is the source of this 627-nucleotide messenger RNA. RefSeq lists its product as uncharacterized. NCBI's taxonomy places the organism in Eukaryota, Fungi, Ascomycota, Dothideomycetes, Mycosphaerellales, Extremaceae. The coding region runs from base 1 to 627 and encodes 208 amino acids. The transcript has 2 exons. The record is from RefSeq and is a predicted model, not a curated record.